Orbicella faveolata is the source of this 4931-nucleotide messenger RNA. RefSeq lists its product as uncharacterized. The record is from RefSeq and is a predicted model, not a curated record. NCBI's taxonomy places the organism in Eukaryota, Metazoa, Cnidaria, Anthozoa, Scleractinia, Merulinidae. Gene Ontology annotation, molecular function: protein binding.
ACACAAUGUCCCUGGCCAGGGCUCGAACCCGGACCGCUCGAUCUGGAGACAAGCACACUAACCAUGAGGCCGCCGUGCCUCCCCUUACAUGUGCAUACUCUUUAAUCUUUGCUGCUUUGGGAAUUCAAUUUGUUUAUGAUGCGAUUUACAACAUGCAUUUUCAAACCAAUUUAUGCUAGUCUGGUGUCAUCAUGCAUAAGGGCUAUUGAGGAAUGACUGAAGCAUUGGCAAUUGUGGCUAUCCCCUUCCCCCCUCGACAUACACACAAGAGUUUUGUGGGCCACUGAUGUUAGGCAAACAAUUGUUUUAAUGUGCUAGUGGAUACAGUCGAGAGCUUUUAGUGCAUUAUUGGUUCAAUUGCUGUCAAAAAUUGGUUGUGGUGUGUCAAGACCACAAUAAAGAUAUAGUCAGAGCUCUCUUAGGUGAACACCGUGGGAAUUUGAACAAGUGACAAUACCUAGAGCUGAUCCUUUCCAACAACUAUCUCUUUUAAGUGACCACACACUUAAACUACAGAGAUUAGUCACUUACCAGAAGUUUUAGCAUAAAGGUUUGUACCUUAGCCUCAGGGUAAAAAUCAUUCUUCAGCCAGUCAUCUUGAAUGUUUAUUUUGAAAUCUUCAUCAACAACCAUUAGCAAUGUUAUAUUGUUUGUGACCAUUAACAACAAUAAGAAUCUUUGAGUGGUCAUUUACGAGAGCUGAAAUAGGGGAAACAAACAUUGAACAGCCACUUCCAAGAACCUUCAGAUAUCGGGUUAAAGUGACAGUUCAAACAAGAUUAAUUCAUAAUGGUGGUUGUUAAUGACGCAGGUAGAGCUUCGACUGUAUUUAGUCUUGCAAAGUCUUGAACUUAACAAUCAAACCUCUCAGAAGGAAAGAAAUCAAAGUGUUUGUGGGAAUCUAAUCUAAAUAAUUUCUAUUGAAAAGUAUGGCUUUCAGGUACAAGAUAAUAGGCAAGGAUUUGACUGAUUAAAUCUGUGCUAAAAAGUAUGCAAUUAUAUUUUCAGUUUGUCCUAGAUUUGUCUCUAAUGUUUUUUGUUCGACUGCCAACCAUGGUUUUUACCAGGAUUUGAUACAUAUGUUCCAAACUUUCUAUUAGGCCAUUGCAAGUCCACAGGGUUACACACUAUAAGCAGGACUACACUUGGUCAGUAAAAUCUUUUCAAGUAACUUUAUUUUGAAAGUCAUCAAUCCAAUUUAAACACUGUCGGGAUUUCACGGUGCUUACUUUCCCUGAGAACUUGGUACUAAUACAUCAGACUUACAUUAUUUAAGUUUGCUUUAAUUAGUUGUCUCCCAAAAGUUAUCUCUUCCCUUCUAAACUGUUAACAUCUAUUAAGUAACAUGCUUUUUCAUUUCUUUUCUUUUUCAAAAUAUAUACUGCAAGAUAACUUUACAGUAGUUGGUUUAAAGAGGAUGUUACAUAUUUACAUAUAGAAUUGAGAGUAAAAAUGAAAAGAUUUUAAUUGCGCAUGUUAUUAAAUCUAACAUUGCCAGCAGCUGAAACUUGACUGAGCAGGUGUUUUUUAAAAAAAAAAUUUUUUUUUUACAAAUAUGCAAAUUUUAAAGAUGAAAAUGUUUACCCUCAGGCAGUGGGUAGGUCUAGAUCUGUGUUAAGAUUGUUUUAAUUGGUUGAAGAAUUUCCAGGUUCAGUUGCCUUUUAAUGUGCCUAGAAUGUUGACUUAGAUAAUUUUUUCUACUGAUUUUGUGAUCAUUAAAGUAAUCAGUUCUGGUCAAAAAAUGUAGAAAUAUAUCAAAUAAAAAUUUGCCCCGUUCAUUCUCAAAUUAACAUCAGUGGUAAAGGUUUUUUCAGUGCUGUCUGCUGACAGCUCGAAUAACCUUUGACAGUUGUCACGUGACUUCCACUACUAUAUAAACACGUGAAGGUCCCCCGAGCCAAGUUCUAAUUUGGUCGUGGGAACAUAUUGCGUUUUGCAUAUUUUCAAACUUUUCAGGACUGCCAAAAAAAACCUGUAUCUAUUGUACCUAGAAAGGUCUACGUCAGUUCAGAGGCAUUUUCUCAGGCGAUGAACUCUCAGCUUUGAGGUCUUUCAGCGGUUGUCAAGUGAAAACUCAAGAUAAACAGGGAAAAGGAAAUAUUGACUGAACGACCGCGAAGAAUCCAAAAAACAAUGUGAGUUGGUUAACAAGUCAUGAAACGGAUAAUUCCGUAUCAAGGGGUAUCAAUGGCGUUUCUGAACAGCUAGUUGAGAGACGGUACCCUUUUAUCCGAGGUCUACUUUCGGUAAGCUAAUCGGGAUGAGUGUUUCAGCAGAAAAGCAGACCCAUCUAAGCGGCCAUAAGUGGCAUAUAUCACGACUAGAAUUUAGUCCUGGUGGACUGCAUCUCGCGUCAAGUAGCUGGGAUAAAACCGUGCAGAUAUGGGAUCUCAGUACAUUGGAAUCUGUGUUUGUUUUACGGCACCAUCGAAGCCCUGUAACAUGUCUUUCAUGGCAGCCAGGAGCGACGUCCACGGGUUGCCUUGGUGUGCUCGCAUCGGGUUCCGCAGAUAGCACAGUGGCGUUGUGGAGAGGAGAGACAGGAAAACUGCUGCAGUCUCUUUCACCUCAUAAAGGCUGGGUGUUAGGCACAUCCUUCUCAAGCGAUGGAACUUUGUUGGCCUCUGCCGCUUGGGACAAGACUGUGUGUCUGUCGGAUGCUCGCACGGGUCAAAUGUUGCAGAGACUUACUGGCCAUACGACAGGUGUAUGGACUUGUGGGUUUCAACCGAGUUCUGGAUUACUUUGUUCAGGGGCAGAUGAUGGUUCAUUGAGGAUAUGGGACACACGGACAGCAACUUCCGUGAUGUCUUUGAUAGGAGGACAUGAAGAUAGCGUUAAAUGCUGUGCGUGGUCACCCGAUGGCGAAUAUAUCGCUUCUGGAGGUGCAGAUAGUAAGAUUUCUUUGUGGGAACCAAGAAGUGGAACUCUGCUCAUUAAAAUUCGUGGACAUGAGGACUCUGUAAAUGAGGUGCAGUUUUAUCCAGUGAUCAGCAGCAAAUCAGUUCCAAUCAUCUUUUCUGUUGGCGACAACUCAUGUCGAGUGUGGCAUCCCUUAAGAAAACGGGGCAAACAGCUUCAGAUGAUCAAACAGCACAGGCUGGGAUUAGAGGUGGAGGCCCUAGCUCUGUCCCCUGAUGGGACCCUGCUGGCCACAGGAGCACGUGACAAAGACAUUGUGUUGUCCUCACUGGAUGUCUCUCUCACUGAGGUUGAUGCUCUUCCGAUUGAAGAUCAAAAUGAAGCUGCCAUUAACUAUGGCGCUACAUUAUGGAAGAAAUACACCCGCAAAGUGAUGCAAAGAAUAAUUAGUGAACCUGCUGGUACCGUGAGGGAACAAAGUGAUGACUCUUCUCAGUCUUCAGAUAAUCCAAAAAAUACAGCAUCUUUGGUUGGUCGUGCUGUGCACAAGACUGAAGCCAGGGCAAAAGAAAAUGCUAUAGAGAAAGGAGUUAUUAUAAAUGUCAAUGAAACUGAUAAGGAUGCUCAGUCAGACGGCCUUUUAAGAGAGCAAAAGGCAAGAUUACGCAAAAGUGCACGACCUGAUAACCCUGCAGGUGACGGUAAUGUCGAUGGUUCAACAAAUGAGUUAGAAGAGGUGCGCCAACAGCUACGUCAUGUACAACUUGACAGUCAGAAACAUAAUGGCUACGUGAAUGGUCAUCACCAUGUGGAUACAAAUGGUAAAAGUCCUGUCUUUGUUGAAAAUGGAAUAUAUGAUAAUGGUGAGAUAUCUCCCAAGAAAAAUGGAUAUCAGAGUCAUGGCGACAGCUCAAGUGUCAGCAGUAGCAGUUACUAUGGUGAUAUUGAGGAUGUUGCCAAGGAAAUAUAUGAUCUUGCAAACCACGUAGAAGAUGCCAGACUUUAGACAAAUCUAUUUGGGUUUACUUAAUUUUUCUAAUAUAAUUUCAGGUACAGUACUGUUAACAGACAGGUUUCACCAGGUCAAGUAACAAUGACAUACAGCUAACAUGAAUAUAAUGCUGAAUCAGUGCAUAACUUAACAUUCUCCUAUUUUGGCAGAGUCAUGAAAUGAAUGAACACCGCUUAUAAACAUAGUUUUUGUAGUUUUAUAUAAAAUUCCUGAUCAUUGUUCAUGUUCUUGUUCAAGAACAACUCCACAGUUUAUAAUGCACAUAAGUAUGUACUUGUACAUAUGAUUGACUUUUUCAAAAGUGCAAACACUGUGCUUGCUUCACCUUCAGUCAGCAAAAAGAAGUGCAUCAGGUGCAUGUUCUGGCAUGUGUGGCGGCUUCUCAUAUGCAGACCCAGUGUCUUAAAAAUGGCUAACACAUAAUAAAGUACAGUUCCAUAUAUAAUUCUCAUUUUGUCCAUAUAAUUCACUUGAUAUUUCUAACAAAAUUUUUAACAAGACUAAAAAAGUUUAAAAGAUAAAAAAAAAAGACUAGAAAAGUUUUGAAAAGUUUACUUUUCAAAGUCUUUUAAAUGUCUUUAGCCCUGUUAAGACUUUUGCUAUAAUUCUCAUUUUGUGGGAUAAGUUUUAUUGCUUAGUAUAAAUACAACAUUGCAUAUCUUACAUACAACACUGAACACACUUAACACAUGACAGGUAUUUUUAUGAGCUUUCACAUUGGGUGUUAAAACAGAUUAUCUACACAGUCAUGCACAUGUCAUGGUUAAUGCUCACAAUUUUGUUUGAUUUACAAGUUGACGGCAUCUUAUGUGCUGGCAUUGAUGGCAUGUCUCUGGUACAUUUAGAUGUAACAUUAGAUGUUAGAUGUCACACUUUUCAAAUUAGUAAAUAGUGCUAUUGAGUCCUUACCCUUGGCAAGCAGAUCCAGUAAUAACGUCGCUAGAAAAGCUUUAAAAAUUGUAGAGAUUAUUUAUUGUUGUACAAAAAUGCUUUUCCUUGAAAGUGGUUUAUGAAAAAGAAUAAAUAAUAUUGAACCAUAACAAUAGAGAGCUACUAA